AUGGGUCUACUCUUGUCUUAUUUUUGUCUAGAAAAUGUAGCCCUUAAAAGGCCGACUUGGCAACAGCACCCUCUACCUAAUGAUGCCUAUGGAUCCGAUAAUGCUGUGGACGGGGAAUACAGCGAUCGGUCAACAACAGGGGAUCAGUGCGUACUUUCGGACAACUUCCAGACAACAGCAACCUGGUGGGUGGAUCUAGGGAGGGUGUAUAGUAUAAGCCACAUCAACAUCAUGUACAAGACGGAUAAUCUACCUCGUCCCAGUCCCUUUGUUGGUCGUCUUGCCGGCUUUUCUCUUUAUGUAUCAAACACAUCGUGCAAAGACGAUGGUCAUCUUUGUUUCCAUGAAAUACAGAAUAAGGAGGGAACCCCAUCAGAAGACCAAAGGAUAAAUUGUCCUGUUCAUGGCCGAUUUGUUAUAUUUUACAACGAGCGAGUACCUGGCGUCGAGUAUCCUUAUUACUAUUCUCCAUAUGCAUACAAUGAUUUGUGUGAAGUACAAGUUCAUGGAUGCCUAAUUCGUGCAUUUUAUGGAGAAGAUUGCAAUCGAUCAUGCCCAUAUACCUGUCAGAAUCAUUUAUGUCACAUACACACGGGCGAAUGUUUUAGUUGUCUGCCGGGUUAUCAGGGGCCUCGAUGUGAGCAAAGAGUUAUCUUUCCGAACAACACCGAUAUGAACACAAGAAUUAUCAUCAAUUCUGUAAUCACCUUAUCCAUUGUCCUUAUUGGCGCCGCCAUCAUAUACCUAAUAUGGAGGAAAAAAUAAAUUUCAGAACACCAUACGACCUGGUAUAGAGCAAAGAUUGAGAACGUCUACUUCACAGAACCUAUGUGUUAUUUCCCAUCUUUGAUGAUUACAAUAAUAAAUUUUUGCAAGGAACUUUGAUUUUCACCCAAUGAAAUGAUUUUAAUGUAUUUUAUUUUCUACAAAACAUAAUUUCUGUUUGUUAUAUUUUUUUAUGUUGUGUAUGUAAUCCGGAACUGAGCAUGCACGUUUAUCUCAUGAAAUAAUUUAUGUUUACUACGUCAUAAUUGUGUGUAUUUUGUGUGUGUGUGUGUAAUAUAAUGUCUCAAUAUUUAGAUUCAACAUAAAUUGUGUAAUUAAUUGUAAACAGCCAUUCUUUUGUACUUUACUUCAAAGGCUGAACACUCUAACGGCAUAAAAAUACUCGCCAAUUCUUUGGUGUGCAGUGUUUAGAGCUGCCGUAAUUCAUUCCUCAUAAUUUAACAUUAAGUAUAGAAAACCAGACAAUUUCUUCCCCCCCCCCAAAAAAGUCUUUUAAUUGUUCAUAUUUAAAGCCUAAAGUCAAGAAGAUUGAAACGUUUUUGACGUGUCAUUGUGACGUAAGCAACCCAGGUUAUGCAAAUAAGAUUUAUUUUUCAUCAAAUCAAAUGACGCGUUACAACCAAAAAUUGUUUAUACACAUAUACAAAAUUUCUAUCAUUUUUUAUUUAAUUACAAAAAAUUUCGAAGUGUAUGUUUUAGCAUCAUUAACAUUCCCGAUCAUCAAAUGUUCCUUUAUUUUAUUUUUAGCUCUUCUGAGCCAAAGGCUCAAAGGGCUAAAUUAGUGCUAUGGCCUUUUGUGCGGUAUGUGUUUACUUU
This is a messenger RNA of Saccostrea cuccullata (small rock oyster), 1602 nucleotides long. RefSeq lists its product as uncharacterized. The record is from RefSeq and is a predicted model, not a curated record. Lineage: Eukaryota; Metazoa; Mollusca; Bivalvia; Ostreida; Ostreidae. The transcript is spliced from 6 exons. The coding region runs from base 1 to 765 and encodes 254 amino acids.